Myotis davidii is the source of this 752-nucleotide messenger RNA. Its product is annotated as highly divergent homeobox-like. NCBI's taxonomy places the organism in Eukaryota, Metazoa, Chordata, Mammalia, Chiroptera, Vespertilionidae. The record is from RefSeq and is a predicted model, not a curated record. Bases 32 to 613 code for a protein of 193 amino acids. The transcript has 5 exons.
GAUUGGGAAUCGAAGAAGAAAGUAUCGUUUAAUGGGGAUUGAAGUUCCACCUCCAAGGGGAGGCCCUGCUGAUUUUUCUGAGCAUCCAGAGUCCGGUUCUUUGUCUGCAAUCACAACAAGAGAGGAAGCUGGUCCUGAAGUAGAAGAAGAUAAUGACAGAAAUGAUGAAGCAUCCAUCUGUUUGUCUGAAGGAAGCUCUCAAGAGUCCAAUGAAGUUGUUCCUAAUGAGACAAGGGCUGAUAAGGAGGAGGACCACCAUGCAGUAUCCGAAGAUAAUGUGAAAAUAGAAAUUAUUGACGAUGAAGAAAGUGACAUGAUAAGUAAUUCUGAAGUAGAACAAGUGAAUUCUUUCUUGGAUUAUAAGAAUGAAGAAGUCAGAUUCAUUGAAAAUGAGCUAGAGAUUCAAAAGCAAAAAUACUUUAAACUUCAGACAUUUGUUAGAAGCCUGAUACUAGCUAUGAAAGCUGAGGAUAAGAAACAACAGCAGGCACUGCUGUCAGAUUUACCUCCUGAAUUAGAAGAGAUGGAUUUCAAUCAUACCUCGCUGGAGCCUGAUGAUACCUCAUUCAGUGUAUCUUCUUUAUCAGAGAAAAAUGCCUCAGACUGUUUGUGAUUUGAGGGGGGUGGUAUAUGAUACAGCCUUUACGCUGCCUAACAGGCAUGCAUUCUGAUAACUGCAUUCUGUUGCCCUGAAAUUCUUCAAUUGGAAAAACAUAUUGUUGAAACCAAUAUAUUCUGUUAAGAAUGGACAA